Molecule: messenger RNA, 333 nt
Organism: Aspergillus japonicus CBS 114.51
Lineage: Eukaryota; Fungi; Ascomycota; Eurotiomycetes; Eurotiales; Aspergillaceae
Exons: 1
Source: RefSeq, a predicted model, not a curated record
UCCCUCGUAACCACGGAUCCGGCCCCGAUUGUCGAGCCCUGCCCGAUCGUCACACCGGGAAGAAUGACCGUAUUCGCUCCGAUCCAGCAAUCAUCCUCGAUGAAGACCGGAUGCCCGAACUCGACCCCCCUCCGUCGCGAGAGAACACUGGGAUCGUGGCUGGCGGCAAUGAUGCUGACGUUCGACGCGAUCUGGACCCGGUCCCCGAUGACGACCAGGCUGGUGUCGAGGACGGUGAGUCUGAGGAUAUUAGCCAAUUCCAAGAGGGGUGUCUUUGUCCAGGGUAUAGCCACUCAUCGUCUCAAGGACAACAUCACUCACGCGGUGAAAUAA